CCCCCACCACAAAAAAUACCAUUAAGAAAUUACAAACAUAUGUUCAUUUUUGUAUGGGCUUUCUAAAAUGCUCUUCCUUCCUCUUUUCUUUUAUUUCUCUCUUCUUUCUCUUUUCUAUUUUUUCUCUCCUCUCUCAAUCUGUCGCCGCCCCACUGCCGACCCCAACGCACACACUACACCACACCCAAUCUUGUUCUCCACCAAAACACCCCAAAACUAAUGGAUUUUCCUGCUGGAGCCCCAGGCAGGGCCACAAAUGGUUACAACUUGGCUGAUUUCUUUGCUAAAUCACUUGGAUUAAGUCUGCCACCUCCAUGCAAUUCCAUUAAUAUUAGCAGUUACACCUCUACAGAAGGUCUUAACUAUGCAUCUUCUAUGUCUGGAAUUCUGGACGAUACAGGCACUGAUAUGUUUCCAGGUAUUACAAGCCUAAGGGGACAAAUUGAGAUGUUCAAAUUGACAAUCAGAGAACAGUUAAGAAAAGUUUUAAGAAAUGGAAAAGAUUUGAGGAGACACUUGUCCAAAUCCAUAGUUUUAGUGGUGACAGGGGUCAAUGACUUCUCUGUCAACCUUCUUAGGAACGAAAGAAUGGAUCAUCGUUCCAUCGAUCAUGAUGCCUUUUCUCAAGACCUUGUCCAAAAAUAUGCUGAUCUUUUAAUGAGAAUGUAUAACGUGGGGGCUAGAAAAUUUGUUGUGUUUGAUGUUGAAGCCCUAGGAUGUCUGCCAUUUGUAGUAGAUAUGGCUUUUCCAGCAAAACCCAGAUGUGCAGAUGAACUAAACUCUCUGGUUUCCAAUUUCAAUCAAAUGUUAUAUCAAAAGAUCAAACAGUUAGGCAGCAGCUCCAUGAGUCAGGCCACUUUCAUCAUAGGCAAAAAUUAUGACUAUUUUUUCAACUUGGCUCAAAACCCUGCAAAAUUUGGGCUAAAAGAAGGGUUUAAGCCAUGUUGUGGAGUAACCAAAUAUGGGACGUGUGAUAGCUUCCAAAAGAGUUGUACAGAUAGGAAGGAUUAUGUUUUCUUUGAUGGAUUUCACCUAACACAAGCAGCUUACAAGGUUCUUGCUACCCAAUGCUUCAAUGCUACUACUUCUGCCGCCUGUGUUCCUAUCAAUCUCCAACAACUAGCAAAACUAUAAAUAUAUAUUGAUCAUCAAUGA
This is a messenger RNA of Humulus lupulus (European hop), 1155 nucleotides long. RefSeq names its product GDSL esterase/lipase 7-like. The transcript is spliced from 6 exons. Gene Ontology annotation, molecular function: hydrolase activity, acting on ester bonds. The record is from RefSeq and is a predicted model, not a curated record. Bases 220 to 1134 code for a protein of 304 amino acids. Lineage: Eukaryota; Viridiplantae; Streptophyta; Magnoliopsida; Rosales; Cannabaceae.